AUGUGGAACCUUAGUAGAAGCAACGGCAUUGCCGGUGUAAAUUUAGUGAGACCAAUUAUAAGAUCAAUGAUAUAUAGUCAUCGUCGAACUUUAAAUACUUUAUACGACUCAUAUGACUCUAAGAUGCUAGGAACUGUGUACACACCUCCUAAUUUAGGGACUGUAAUAGCCGAUUGGUCUAAAUUGAAAUAUGAUCUGAAAGAAGAGAUAAAAGAGUAUCUUAUAUGGAAAAUGGAGGGAGACUGGCACAACAUGAGUAAAGAAGAAAUGCAGGUGAUUUAUUUUCUUUCAUAUGGGAAAUAUGGACCUCGAAGCAAUGAGUCCACGGAAUAUAACAAUCCUCUGUACCUUAUAUUGAAGAGUACAUUUUCUGUAAUAUUAUUUGGGUCGGUGGUUCUUUCAGCUAUCAACAUUAAACAGGACAGGUUGGUUCAAAAGAAACUAGAAGAAUUGAAAGUCAAAUCUCCGGGUAUACAACAUUGA
Molecule: messenger RNA, 483 nt
Organism: Tetrapisispora phaffii CBS 4417
Lineage: Eukaryota; Fungi; Ascomycota; Saccharomycetes; Saccharomycetales; Saccharomycetaceae
Gene: MTC3
Product: Mtc3p
Exons: 1
Coding region: 1-483 (160 amino acids)
Biological process (GO): mitochondrial electron transport, cytochrome c to oxygen
Source: RefSeq, a predicted model, not a curated record